This is a messenger RNA of Penicillium expansum, 1506 nucleotides long. RefSeq names its product Major facilitator superfamily domain, general substrate transporter. Gene Ontology annotation, biological process: plasma membrane lactate transport. The transcript is spliced from 2 exons. The coding region runs from base 1 to 1506 and encodes 501 amino acids. Gene Ontology annotation, molecular function: secondary active monocarboxylate transmembrane transporter activity. The record is from RefSeq and is a predicted model, not a curated record. NCBI's taxonomy places the organism in Eukaryota, Fungi, Ascomycota, Eurotiomycetes, Eurotiales, Aspergillaceae. Gene Ontology annotation, cellular component: plasma membrane.
AUGGGUUUCGAUUCUAGUCCUCGGCAGCCAGACGAAGAGCAGCCAUUCAAAAGCUACGCGUCCCAACAUCGUGAAAAUACACUGGAAGACCGCCCUUCAGUUCGAAAUUAUGCAGUCACUAGAAUUACUUCACUCAAACCUCCCAUGGAAAAUAUCAAAAGUCCAUUCCGCUUGUUAGCUAUGUUAAACGCCCAGCAAUGGGCUUUUCUUGCCGUCUCCUUCGCUGGAUGGUCAUGGGACUCGUUUGAUUUCUUCACCGUAUCACUCACAGUCUCUGAUUUGGCCGAGACAUUUAACAAAUCGACCACUGAUAUCACAUGGGGAAUUACUUUGGUACUUCUGCUGCGACCACUCGGCUCAAUAGCAUUUGGAAUUGCGGCAGAUCGAUAUGGACGGAAGUGGCCUUUCAUUGUGGCGAAUUGUAUUUUUGUCAUCUUGGAACUUGCUACUGGCUUUACUCAGACAUAUGGACAAUUCCUUGCAGUUCGUUCUUUGUUUGGGAUUGCUAUGGGCGGACUAUAUGGGGUCGCUGCUGUUACAGCCCUCGAAGACUGUCCUGAAGAGGCUCGUGGUCUGGUGUCAGGCCUAAUGCAGCAAGGUUACGCAUUUGGUUAUCUUUUGGCAACAGCAUUUGCUCGGGCAUUGGUCAACACUACAAAUCAUGGUUGGAGACCGUUAUUUUGGUUUGGUGCAUGUCCACCAGUUCUCAUUAUUGCUUUUCGCUUCUGUCUUCCAGAGACAAAGGCCUUCCAGGCUCGGCAAGCGAUUCGCAAAGAGCAAGGAAGUCUAGCUCAGACAUUUAUUGCAGAGGGACGUGUUGCUCUAAAACGCCAUUGGCUUUUACUCGUCUAUCUCAUUCUCCUGACAUCCGGACUUAACUUUAUGGCACACGGCACCCAGGACUUGUAUCCUACAAUGUUAAGGAACAACUUGAACUUUUCAGCGAAUGCCAUUACAGUUACCCAGGUUGUUGCUAAUCUAGGUGCAAUCACCGGGGGAACAACUGUGGGAUACUGUUCUCAAUUUCUUGGCCGACGCCUCAGUAUGAUUAUUGUUUGCAUUAUCGGAGGGGCUCUGUUGUACCCUUAUACUAUGGUGCAAUCAAAGGGUGUGAUUGCCGCAGCUUUCUUUGUGCAAUUCUGUGUCCAGGGAGCUUGGAGUGUGAUACCCAUUUACAUUAUGGAGCUUUCCCCAAGUUCCUUCCAGACUUUCAUGCUUGGAACAGCAUAUCAGAUGGGAAAUCUUGCUUCAGCUGCCUCAUCGACAAUUGAAUCAACACUUGGCGAGCGCUACCCACUGCCGUCGUUGACACACGCAGAUGGUACCGUUGUUAAGCGAUUUAACUAUGGCAAGGUGAUAUGCAUCUUUAUGGGAGCGGUUUAUGCUUAUAGUAUUUUUAUGAUCUUUAUUGGGCCAGAAAAACGAGUUCGUGUCUUGAAUGGUGAGCAUGACACAGAGGUGGGUGGAUUGGAAGAUCAAGCAGAAGAACAUGUCACUAAAGCCUAA